Molecule: messenger RNA, 3512 nt
Organism: Neocloeon triangulifer
Lineage: Eukaryota; Metazoa; Arthropoda; Insecta; Ephemeroptera; Baetidae
Gene: mael
Exons: 17
Coding region: 364-3228 (954 amino acids)
Biological process (GO): spermatogenesis; piRNA processing; regulation of miRNA-mediated gene silencing
Cellular component (GO): P granule; nucleus
Molecular function (GO): sequence-specific DNA binding
Source: RefSeq, a predicted model, not a curated record
UCUUUCAUCUCUUUUCUCAUGACGAGACAAGUCUCGACUCGCUCUGUAGUCUCUUGGUCGGUUUCAUUCUUCCUCCCCAGGGGGUGGACCUUUCCUAUUUUGCAAGUGCGGUGCGUGCGACUGCGUCGAGUUUCAUCUUUCAUCACUUUUAUCACUUUUAUGUGCAGACUCUGUGCCGAUACUGCCGAUUCGAACGCCCAGACAGGUCGGAACUUGCAAGCGACAAGCGUCAGUCGCCCCAUGAACCGCGCAAACUGCUGUUGCCGUGCGAAUUUGUCUAGUUGAACCGACAAAAUCUGGUUCUUGACGCAAAAAUUAGAAUUUGCUAGAAAUUCAAAAACCGUAAACGACCACAGCACGACGAUGAAGCCCUGGGAAAUUGGCAUGCUAAGCAAAAAGCAGAAGAAGGCCAAGAGGAAAGUCCAAAAGAAUGGAUUCUACUACUACAUGCUGGAUUACAACAUCAGGCAUCUUGGUGGAAAGUUAAAUGACUUUCAGAAACUGCAGGAACUUGCAGGACCCUCAUGGAAGGCUAUGGAUCCUGAAGCUAGGUCGCCUUUUGAAAUUAAGGCCAACAAGGCGAGAAACAACUGCAGCGACGAGGCAAGGGGCAAUUUGGGCACUAGUGGAUCGCUCGUGGAGAUCCAAGAGCAACAGAAGUUGAAAUCAAAGUUGAUGCAAGAAGCCAUUGAAGACAUUGAGCAAACAAUUGAUGCUCUGGAUGCUGAAACAACUUUGCAGACAAAAGAAUUUUUCAUCUGUCAUGCCAAUUCUCAUGUCCGUACACUGAAGGAUGGAGUUGUGGUGCCCUGUGAAGUGGCAAUUUGCAAGUACACCAUCAAAGACGGUGUCAUUGAUACUUACGAGAAGAUUUUGAACAUCAGACCCAUUCCUCGUGGAUAUGCUGCUGACGCAAUGCAAAACUCUGAAGCGACACACAAAAUUCCAACACCAGCCGAGGGCCUUGGAGAGACAAAUGCUGAGUUAGUGUUUAGGGAAAUCCUGAAGUUCAUGCUGCCUGAUAUGCCCAUUGAUACCCUCAAUUUAAAAGAAUUGCACAAGCUCCCUGUGCCUCCCAUGUACACUGUGAAAAGUGUUGCUGAGCUUACUUUCGAAUGCUUCCGUGCCAUCAUGUGCUGCUGUUUUCCACCAACAACCCCUAGUGGAGAGCCAUAUUUAGACAUGCCAAUAAUUUCUGUCUACCCCAUUGAAGUGCUCCUGAUGAACAUUCUGAAACUGACUGUGAAAAGUGUUCGGAUUGGAAAUGUUGAUGUGCCCGAAGAGGCUGAAGCCGUUUGCUUCUCAGAAAAUGACUCGCUCAUUUAUGCUAAAUUUCACAAUGACCCAUACUCCCAUGCACCAGAAAUUGCAUGCAAGUUUCAUGCAGAAGUGGAUUGCCUUGAUCAUUGCAGUCGGUCAUGGGUCAUUCGUAUGACGUACACAAUCUCCGACUAUUGCUGCAACCUUUUGGGAGUUAAGCGCCGUGUGUGGCGUCACUUUCCUGUGAACCGCUCCAUCACUUACAGGACAAAUAUGCCAGUCUUCUUGUCAAAGAGACCCCAAGUAACUGAGAUUAGAACAGAUGCAUCCAUAAGCUCUGAAGAACAGUUGGACAAUUUUGAGAUUCCCAUUGAACCUAUCAUUGUUAGACAUGGGCUUCCAGUGGCCCUGCAGCCACCUAAUGAUCAUGCUGAUCACAACUGGAACCCCACUGCGGGCAGGGUUGAAGAGGAGGAGCUGCCACUGCCCAUUAUCCAGCACCCUCUGCGUGAUCGUCUUGAAAAGCCAAUGAAGACAACAUUUCUUCAACCAGCAGCAUCAGUUCCUCCAACAAUGACCAGCAUUUUGAGCAGCAGUGAUGAUGACGAUGAUGCAAGUGUGCACAGCUAUGAUUCAGUUUCCACUCUAAAAUCUUUGAACACUUCUAAAGAUUUCUUCAAUUAUUGGGCUAAAAGUAGCCAAGCUAAGAAUGCCCAAUCACGUCCAACAAUAAAGCCAGCCGACAAGGAGCCUGUCCUUGAGAAGUGCUAUGGCAGGGGCCAAUAUCUUGCUGCAAAGUUCAACAUGGAGUCUACCCCUGAAGUUGGGUAUCUACGCUCUCGAUCCGCGCAAGCACAUGAUGAAGUUGACCGUGAGUCAGUGCAUUCACAUGCAGACUCGUUUGUGAGCACUCCUUUGGAGCGUUACAGGAAGCCAACUGAAGCCAAAAGUUACACACCCAACUUGCAGCAAUCUACUGCUGAACUUCUAAGCCAGUCGUCUCCUCUACUGCAGCAAAAUUCUACUCCCAAAACUGUUGACCACUUGAUUAGCCCAAACUAUUUUGCUGAUGAAUCUCCAAUUCCUCUGGAACCUUCUUCCGUGCAAUCUGAAAUGUGUGGACAAGGUGCAAUCAAACGAACAACUCCAGUAGUUGCUGCUGUUGAGCAGGUUGCUGGAGGUGUUGGUUAUACUGCUGAUUAUCAACUGCAGCAGAAUACUUCUGGUGCUAUGUUUGGCAUGAACCCAUUUGCUUUACCUAUGCCACAUUACUCCAGCCCAAUUGGCACACCUCAACCAUUGAUGGCUGGAAUCAGUUACUAUCCAUACACAAAUAUGAUCCACCCUGCUGCCAUGAUGCCUCACCUGAUGCCACCCUUCAACCCCUAUACAGGAGGCCAGAGUGUGUAUGGCCAAGAUCAAGGUAAUUUCUUCAACCACCUUGUGGCCAAUGGGUAUCCCCUGCAGGGUAUGGGAGUAUUCCCUGGGCUCCUGCCAAGUCCAGCAAUUCCUUCUCCUGCCACAAAUGCUGAAGAGCGCCGCAGCAAAAGGCGUCGAACUAAUAGUGGCCAGCCACAGUCCGAAGCUGCACCAAGUGCUGCUUCACUCCAGGCUGGACUGGGGCUCUGCGGCCCACAGGGCAAUAUCAUUGAGGUAGCGCGGCCCAGUUCAGCCAAUAAAUUGGGCCGCGCCCCAUCAAGGUCGGGCCCGACUGCCAGAGUGCCCAGUCCGGGCCUGACUUCACCCCCUGAGAAAGAAGACGCUGACAUUAAGCCCGCUGUUCGCCUACAAGCUCAAAUGGCACCAAUUCCUAUUAGAGAAAUGAAAAUCAAGUUGGAGCGGAUCCCUAUUGAGAAUUUCAAGAAAGAACCCCAGGAAAUUCGAGAUGUUGAAGAGGUUAAAGUGAAGUCUGAGCCUCCACAGGUUGAAGAGCUUGAGAUGGUGCACAGCGUCACCAUGCAUAUCUGAGAAAUGUGACUAAAAUCUAAACAUAUGUAUAGCAUAUAUGGGGAAGAGCCAGCAGAGCACAAAAUUUUCUGUUAAUUAGAAAAAUCAAUCAUAAUAUUACAUUAUUUUCAUUGUAAUUUAGUCAGUGGUAUGUUCGCAGGGAAAAAAAUCUUGGCUUCCCAUGGAGUCCUUGCUGGAUUGGAAAAAAAUUUGAAAGACAUAAAAUUCUGAGAUGUUGUGAAGAAACAGUUCUGUCUGUGCCUAAAUAAAAAAUUUCAAAAGAGGCUAAUUCUUUUAGGGACCCA